AUGAAGAUAAGAAUCCUUUUCUGUGACAAGAUUGUUUAUGUUGAUGAUAUCAUCCUAACUGGUAAUGAUGAAAUAGAGUUAGGCAUUCUGAAGAAAAGACUUACAGAGGAUUUUCAAGUCAAGGACCUAGGAAGGCUAAAAUACUUUCUUGGUAUGGAGUUUGCUAGAUCCAAAGAAGGUAUUUUUGUCAAUCAGAGGAAGUAUGUACUUGAUCUACUCAAAGCAAUAGGUCUCCUCGGCUGUAGGGUGGCCGAGACUCCCAUUGAGCCUAAUGUGAAGUUACAAGCCGCCAAGAUUGAAGAAGUGAAGAACAAGGAACAAUAUCAUAGACUUGUAGGUAGAUUGAUCUACUUAUCACAUACACGUCUUGAUAUUGCUUUUGCAGUGAGCAUGGUAAGUCGGUUUAUGCACUCACCAGGACCAAAGCACUUCGAAGCGGUUUACAGGAUUCUGAGAUAUUUGAAAGGAACUCCAGGGAAAGGCUUACUAUUCAAGAAACACGACCAUCUACAGAUUGAAGUCUAUACUGAUGCAAACUGGGCCGAAAGUGUUACAGAUAGAAGAUCUACUUCGGGUUACUUUUCCUUUGUUGGAGGAAAUCUAGUUACUUGGCAAAGCAAAAAACAGAAUGUGGUGGCUAGGAGCAGUGCAAUGGCAGAAUUCAGAGCUGUUGCCCUUGGAAUUUGUGAGGGAAUAUGGAUCAAGAGAAUACUUGAGGAGUUGAAGAUUCCUCAUUUGUUACCUAUAAAAGUCUAUUGUGACCACAAGGCUGCUAUAUCUAUAGCUCAUAAUUAG
Morus notabilis is the source of this 795-nucleotide messenger RNA. RefSeq lists its product as uncharacterized. The record is from RefSeq and is a predicted model, not a curated record. The transcript is spliced from 2 exons. Lineage: Eukaryota; Viridiplantae; Streptophyta; Magnoliopsida; Rosales; Moraceae. The coding region runs from base 1 to 795 and encodes 264 amino acids.